CACAGCCGGACGGGCGCCUCUCGCUCCAGCCCUGCUGUCUCUCUCGCCCUCUCGCCGCCACGCCUCGGCCACGCCCCUGCGUGUCCUCCAUGCAUCCUCCCGGCGCGGCGCGGCGCCCGACCGCGCGUCGGCGCGGUCUGAUUGCCGCCGCGGCUCUCGACGCGCCGAUUCCGCUCCGCCGUCUUCUCGGCGGCGGCGCGGCCUAGCCUGGGCUGGAUACGCUCCAGAUCUUCGUUAGAUGCGCCCGGCACCCGACUACCUCCCGCCUCGCCCGGCGACAUCUCGGCGCGCGGACACUGCUGCUCGCAAGGCACGCCGGCGGGUCGCGCGAGGCGGCCGGCGGGACGCUGCAGCGGCUGCACUCUCUGGUGGUGGACGAGGACUUUACACGCAGGACUCGAUCGCGGCGGAGCGCGCCUCGCUGGAGGCCGAGCGGCUCUCCCUCCUCGCCGAGCAGAUGAAGCUCGAGACUGCGCUCAAGCGUGGCGACACCCUCGAGGAUGCUCCGCCGCCGCCGCUCGCGCCGCUCGCGGUACCGUCGGUCUACUACCUCUCCUUCACCAUCUGCUCCAUCUCCGGCGGCGGUAUCGUCUACCAGGACUUUUGGCGCUUCACGCCCCUCACCGCCGUCGGCUUCGUCUCCGGCUGCCUCUUCUGCUUCAGCGGUGUCUACCUGAUCACCAAGCGCGGCGCCCCCACGCUGGGCGACCCCUACCUCUGCCCCCCCUCUCUCUUCACACCUCCCCGCUGCGACCCCACGCUGGGCGACCCCUACCUCUGCUCCCCGCCCCGCUCCAACUCCGCGCCUGGCCAUGGCCAGCGGAGGGCGGCGUCGUACGAGUCGCCAGAGAGAUUGCGAGAGCUCAAGUCACGGCGGCUGCCCUCGCGCCACCCUUCGCGGCGGGGCGCAGAGCCGCGGCAGCUGGACUUUGGCGGCGCGGCGGGCGGCGACGGCGGCGACGCGGCGCUGCUCGGCGCGACGUUCCCGCGCGGUGCGCCGCACCAGCUGCAGCGGCUUACUUCGGGAGGGAUGCGGCGGAUCUCGACGUCGAUCUCGACGUUGCUUGACCGCGAUAUCUCCGUCGACCUCGACGCGACGGCGUCGCUCGAGCGGGGCAUGUCUGGACACAACCCACCUCCAAUGGCUCGCACGUGGUCACCCUCAGUGCGGAGGAGCGCCGGCGGAGGCUUCAGCGCCGCCUCGAUCGCCGAGGCCGCGGCGGCGGAGGCGGCGGCGCCCGCCACCGCCGGGCGGAGCAGCAGCGGCGGAGUGCUGGGGGGGCGCGGGUUUGGCUUCCGGGUGAGCGGGCUGGUGGGUCGGCCGCCCGAUUUGCUGUGACGUAGGAGGGCGUCCCCGCAGAGCGCGGUGUUGCCGCGCCCUCGGCGCCCGUGCAGCGCACUCACGUACCUACCUGGCCUAAUUUCCAAGGUAAGGUAAGG
Emiliania huxleyi CCMP1516 is the source of this 1440-nucleotide messenger RNA. RefSeq lists its product as hypothetical. The transcript is spliced from 7 exons. NCBI's taxonomy places the organism in Eukaryota, Haptophyta, Isochrysidales, Noelaerhabdaceae. The record is from RefSeq and is a predicted model, not a curated record. Bases 239 to 1339 code for a protein of 366 amino acids.